AUGAGGGAGUGCUUUCGGGGCGGCCGAAAGACCCUAGCAAUCGUGGCCUGCAAAGAGGGAAAGCAGUUGCAGCAGGCACUACAACUGCUGGCGCAGAUGGAUGAAGGCCUCACCAACAUGAUGAGUUACGGUGCUGCCAUCAGCAGCUGCUCCGGCCAGAAUUGGCAGCAGGCCGUUCAACUCUUGGCGGUUAUGAAGGCCAAGGUGCUUCGACCCAACUAUGUGGUUUUCUCCGGUGCGAUUGGCGCAUGUGCUAGCCAAUCAGCUUGGCCCUCGGCGCUGUCUCUGCUGGAGCACCUUCGGAGCCUGGAGCUACGCGGGGUUGGAGCCCUUGGAGCAGCCAUCAAUGCCUGUGAGAGGGCGAGCCAAUGGCAAGCAGCGCUAAGCCUCCUCUUCGCAGAGGGCCCAACACGAACAGGCGUUGACCUGCAGGCGGUGAACAGCGCCAUCACGGCCUGUGAGAAGGGGCAGCAGUGGCCCACAGCAUUGCUGCUUUUUGAGGAGGUCAAAGCAGAUAUCGUGACAUUCGCCGCGGUGGUCAGUUGCUUGGGAGCCGCUGCGAAGUGGGUGGAAGUCACUCAGAUGCUGAGAAGGCUCCGUGGCAGCGGUGUGCAAAGCAAUGGAGUGCUGGUGGGGGGCUGCCCUGAGUGCCUUUGGCCGAGGAGGCCAGUGGGAAGACUCCCAAGCCUUGCUGGCCAGGUCGAGAGAGUGCGCUCUGCAGAUGGAUGUCGCCUGCUUCAACGCAUGCAUCGGGUCUGA
Messenger RNA from Durusdinium trenchii, 759 nucleotides. The record is from the annotation of a GenBank genome assembly. NCBI's taxonomy places the organism in Eukaryota, Dinophyceae, Suessiales, Symbiodiniaceae.